AUGGGACAAACCUUCAAGUUGUCUCUUGCUGGGCAACUCCUACUGAAGACAUCAACGGAUGGUUUCGAGUUCUACGACGAUUUUUGCACAACUCCAAUCGGCUCACAAAUCGAAAUGACGAUCCGCGAAAAUGGACAAGAAUCCGAAGUUCUCUGGCAAUCCCGAGUUUUCAAAUUCACAAACUCUGAAAAUGUCUACAUGCACUGCAAAGUCAAUGUCUGCAUCGAAGACUUUGAUGGUAGCUGCGCUGUCGAAUGCGCAAAAUCUCGAUCUCCAAGAGAUGUUUCUUACGAUGGUCAAAAUGUUGUCUCCCUUGGUCCCAUUCGAUUCACUGGCUAUUCCAAAGCUGAGUACUUGAUAAUUGAUCCAGCGACAGGACUCGUUGGGGAACAAGGAGAAGAAGCAACUUUUGAUGCCGAGUUUAACUUUAUCAACCACUUUCUAAUCGCACUGAUAACGCUUAUCACAAUGGUCAUGCUCGUUGCAAUUUAUGGAGCGACAAGAAAAUGCCCAACAGAAGACUCGACUCUUGCAUAA
Molecule: messenger RNA, 537 nt
Organism: Oikopleura dioica
Lineage: Eukaryota; Metazoa; Chordata; Appendicularia; Copelata; Oikopleuridae
Source: the annotation of a GenBank genome assembly